CUUAGGUUAGCGGAAAAUCUUCGGUUUCCGUUUUGCGGGGCUCAUCCUCCGAUCGUCGACGCCGGGCGUGCGGGGAGCUAUAGCCUUGCCUUCACUGAGUGCAUUAACUGUCUCUCAUCUUAUCAAUCUAAUAAUCUUCUUAUCAAUUCUACACCCGCUGUAGGAUUAUACGUCGAUCUUGGCUCUGAAAUUCUUUUCUUUGUAUUCUUCUUCCUUGAAGUUAACCUUGCAAGGAUGUUGGUGUUGAGGAGUUCCUUGGUUCAUUUCUUGCCAUAGCGUUGAGGAGUUCUUACAGUAUUGAUAUUAAUCGGGCAACAAGUUGUAAUAGGGGUGCUGUUAUUCCCAUAGCCAUGUCACUUCCACUCACACCAUCUAAGAGGCCGAAUGAUAGGAGCCUUGUAGAGCCAAAUGGGAAAGGGAAGUGGCAGAAGACAACAGGCUCUUUACUACCAAGUCAACCUUUUAAAGUGUCCCCUGGAAGUGUUGUCUUCCGUUUACUCUGUCCUGCUUCUAAAAUUGGUUGUGUUAUUGGAAAAGGUGGAAGCAUCAUAUCAGAAAUUCGUCAGGAAUCUGGCGUGAAGGUUAAAGUCGAGGAUACUAUACCUGGAUGUGAUGAAAGAGUUAUUACUAUUACUGGUUCUGAUAAAGAGACUAAAGAAGAUGGUGAGAAGAAUGAGGAGGUUCGUAAUGAAGAGACAGAGAAUAAGGGGAAAGAUGAUGAGACAAUAAAUCAUGGCGACAAUGAUGAAAAUCAAGUUUCUCUUCCUGUUGAAGAUACAAAUCGUGAGAAGGGGACUUCAUCUGUUCAGAAGGCUCUAUUUCUUGUGUUUGAGAGGAUUGUUGAAGGAGAAGAGGAGAAAACUGAAGUUGAUGGAGAAGAUACCAGGUCUUCCUUUGUUUUGAGGCUACUGGUCCUUUCUAAUCAAGUUGGUUGCCUUCUAGGAAAGGGUGGUAGUGUAAUCAAGCAAAUGUCAGCUGACAGUGGGGCACAGAUUCGGAUUCUUCCUAGGGAUAAACUUCCCUUGUGUGCAUCAGCUUCCGAUGAGCUAGUUCAGAUCACGGGGGAAGUUGAAGUUGUGAGAAAAGCUCUUCAUUCUGUUUCUCAGCAGCUGAUGGUGAAUCCAUCCCGGGAUCAUGAAUCUGUAAUAUCAAAUGCUAUAGGGCCAUCUCAUUCAUUUGGUCAGUUCCCACCACCCAGCCGUUCCUUUGGUGCUCAAGGAGGGCCUGCUGGAUCUCGUGAUAUUUCUGACUUCCACUCUGCUCCUCCACCCCUGCUACCCAAAUUUCAUGAAGGUAUUCAUGGUCGAAUGAGGCCUUCACAGGAAAUGCUGACUUUUCGUUUAUUGUGUUAUGCUGAGAGGGUAGGAAGUAUUAUUGGUAAAGGUGGAGCAAUAAUAAAGACUGUACAGCAAGAGACUGCAAGUGAAAUCAAGGUUAUUGAAAGUGAAUCUGAUUCAGAGGAUCGCAUUAUUGUCAUAUCUGGCCCUGCGCACCCAGAUGAUAGAAUAUCUCCCGUGCAAGAUGCUGUACUUCGUGUGCAAACUAGGAUAGUCAGAGCCAUACCUGAUGUCAAAGAGCAUAGUAUGUUAGCUAGGAUUCUUGUUUCCUCCAAUCAAAUAGGUUGUCUCCUUGGCAAGGGUGGUUCCAUCAUAACCGAAAUGAGGAAGUUGUCUGGGGCCCAUAUUCGUAUAUUAGGAAAAGACCAGGUCCCAAAAUGUGCUUCAGAAGAUGAAGAAGUAGUACAGAUAAGUGGAGAAGUUGAGGCAGUGCAGGAUGCUCUUUUGCAAAUAACCACUAGAUUACGACAUCAUUUCUUUCGUGAUGCAUAUCCAUCAAUCAACUAUCCCUCCAAUCCUGCAUUUCUCGAUCAACUCCAUCCCUUCCCACCAUACAUGGGAAGGAGGGAACUUUCACCUCCUGGAAUGUAUUCUAACUUAGGUCUUCCUUUUAACAAGUUUGAUGCUAUUGGUGCUCCACCUUCUCAUGGUGGUUUUCCCCAUGAUGAUCGCCCUCUUUUUAUGCAUAAUUUGCCAAGACCUGGUGUUCCUCCAUACCUAUCUGAAAGGAGGCCUUGGGGUCCUCAGGGGCUACAUGAAGGUGGCAGACCCAUGGGCAUGCCGGACUUUGCAGGAGGUCCGCCUAGAAGAAUUUCAGGAUUUUCAGGAAUAAGCCAACAACCAAUUAUCACUAGCACCACAGUUGAAGUAGUUGUUCCUCGUGCUCUAGUUCCUGUAAUAUAUGGGGAAGAUGGUGAAUGUCUGAAACAAAUACGUGAGAUCUCUGAUGCAAAAAUCACCAUCACUGAUCCAAAGCCUGGAGCAGUGGAAACUGCAAUUAUAAUAUCCGGAACUCCAGAACAGACUCAUGCUGCACAGAGUCUCAUUCAAGCAUUUGUCAUGAGUGAGAAUGAAUCUGCUUAAGUCGUCUCUCUGGGUAACACAUUUGCUUUUUUUUUGGAAGUUGUAAUUGCGCUAGUUUAUAUGCUUAGUGGUACUUACGUUUAGUUAAAAUCUCCGAAGGAAAUGUCAUGUAAGGUGUUAGAAUUUUUGGCUUAUGUACUUGACUAAUUUAUAUGCUUAAGAGUACUUCUAUGAGUUAAAAAUCCAUAUAAGGAAUGACGUGUAUGGUAUUAAAUAUAUUCUCUAAAAAAUUGAUUAUGCUUAGCUUGCUGC
Molecule: messenger RNA, 2672 nt
Organism: Prosopis cineraria
Lineage: Eukaryota; Viridiplantae; Streptophyta; Magnoliopsida; Fabales; Fabaceae
Product: KH domain-containing protein HEN4-like
Exons: 8
Coding region: 351-2420 (689 amino acids)
Biological process (GO): regulation of gene expression
Cellular component (GO): cytoplasm; nucleus
Molecular function (GO): mRNA binding
Source: RefSeq, a predicted model, not a curated record